Molecule: messenger RNA, 1820 nt
Organism: Xenopus tropicalis (tropical clawed frog)
Lineage: Eukaryota; Metazoa; Chordata; Amphibia; Anura; Pipidae
Product: nicotinamide N-methyltransferase
Exons: 4
Coding region: 66-851 (261 amino acids)
Biological process (GO): S-adenosylmethionine metabolic process
Molecular function (GO): methyltransferase activity; S-adenosylmethionine-dependent methyltransferase activity
Source: RefSeq, a predicted model, not a curated record
UCUCCUUCCAUCCAGGAUUCCAGGCAAGAGUUUUGUUUACAGCAAAUUCCAAGAAGAACCUCACUAUGAGCUGCGCAGACCAUAAGGACUACCACGAUGAGGAGCUUGAUCCCUGUUGUCUCUUUGACACGUACGGUGGGGAUGAUAAGACCAUUUCUAAGAAGGAGCUGCUGGAAGAUCCUCUGAGAUUUCUCUAUAAAUUAUUCUCCUCAGGUUCUGUGAAGGGAGAAAUGUUGAUUAAUAUUUCAAUUGGCGCCUCAUUGUCCGUAAACUUUGUUGCCGCUGAUUUCUUCAAAGAUAUUAUUAUGCUGGAAUCUUCAGACUGCUGUAUAAAAGCUAUAGAGAGCUGCUUGAGAAAUGAACCUGGAGCUGUAGAACAAUCCCACGUCGUAGAGUUUGUUUGCUCACUUAAAGGGCAAAGUACGGAGUGCAAGAAGCAAGAAGAAAAAACCAGAAGGGUGAUCAAACAAGUAGUAAAAUGGGACAUCACCAAUGAGAACCCAUUGGGUAAAGUUGUGUUGCCCCAAGCAGAUUGUAUAGUCAUUACUUAUUACUUGGAGCUAGUUAGCAAAGAUCACAAUAUGUAUAUAAACCUUCUAAAGAAAUUGUUAUCCCUUCUGAAGAUUGAAGGUCACCUGGCCAUGGUGGCAUUGAUCAACAUCUCUUAUUACAUGGCCGGCCAACACAAGUUUGGUGCACUGAAGUGUAACGAAGAUUUUAUACAAAAGGCUCUGACGGAAGCCGGGUGUAGUAUCCUGAGCUCUGAUACUCACAAGAGUAAAUUUGAAUCAGCUUUGUCCGAUUAUGAAUCAAUUGCCCAUUUUGUGUGCCGUAAAGACAGGGUGGUUUAACUGUUCAGAUUCGUACCCAGUUGUCAUUAUAUUCUCUCAUUAAUCUUGAAUUAGAUUAGCUUUAUUAUAUCUGCUCUUAGAUUUGUGUCCCUAAUGCAUAAAAUAUUCCCAAUUUAUGUGAUUUUAUAAGGCUGACAUCAUCGUCAUCAUCAAUAGUGAAAAAUAAAAAUGAUUGGUCUUGAAAACAAUGGGUAAUAUUGUGUGAAUCUGUAUUAUUUUGAGAAAAAAUUGACAGGAAAUAGUGAAUGGAUCAAAAUGUGCUUCCAUGGGAGAGGUCACUUCCUGUUACACAUGGAAAAGUUUGUACUUCCUUUGUGAGAAAAAAAUGCAACACUUACUAUUUGCUUUAUGGCAGGGAUCUUACUAUAAACAACAAGCUUCUUCUGAUGUGUUGCGUGAUUGACCCAGAUAUAUUCUGUAUAAUUUAUUGAACAAAAAUAACCCACGGGUCCCUUUUUCCCACCAACAAUUGUUUCUCUUGUGGAAUAAUUAUUCUAACCUUUAGUCAUAUAUUUGUCAUAUAUAGGUUGUGUGUGCUGGGUUUACUUGGAUGGGUUGAACUUGAUGGACUCUGGUCUUUUUUCAACCCUAUGUAACUAUGUAAAUUUAGCUUCCUAUUUACUUAAGACAUUGUGGCUGGUCCAAUUAUAUCCAUUAGAGACAGACAUGAAAUAAUGCAGCUGUGUGUUCCCUCAUAGAUCCCCUGACAGGAAAUAAUGCAGCUGUGUGUUCCCUCAUAGAUCCCCUGACUAUGCAGCUAUGUGCUCCCUCAGAGACGACAUGACCAGAAAUAAUGCAGCUCUAACUGUAACAGGAAGUAGUAUGGAAGCAAAAGGCAGAACUCAGAUCCCAGGGGGCGGCCCUUAAUUCUUAAAAUGGCAAUUUUCUCUGCCACUUCAAAAAUCUGUUCUGUUACUCACCAGCCCCUUGGAUGUUGAAGUAAAGUAGGUGCUUAUUUUUGAAUUUCUG